AUGGCUGACAAAAAAGCAAAAAAAGCUGCUCAACGAGCCAGUAGUAAUGUUUAUUCAAUGUUCGAACAAAAGCAAGUACAAGAAUUCAAAGAAGCAUUUGGUUUAAUGGAUCAAGAUCGUGAUGGAUCGAUUUCAUUAGAUGAUCUUAAAGAAGUCUAUUCGUCGUUGGGUAAAGCACCAAAGGAGUCCGACCUCAAGCAAAUGCUCGAAGAAACUGGUGGACCGGUCAAUUUCACGAAAUUGUUAACAUUGUUCGGUGAUCGUCUUAACGGUACCGAUGCCGAAGAUAUUUUAAUGAAUGCAUUCAAAACAUUUGACGACGAAGGAAAAGGCAAUCUUAAUCGAGACAACCUUCGUGAAUUAUUAACGGCAAUGGGAAAACCUACAGAAAGACUAUCGGAUGUAGAGUUCACUCAAAUGCUUGAAGGCGCACCAGUUGAUACCAAAGGUCUUCUUGAUUAUGCAGCUUUUACCAAACUUAUAAAACGUGGCAAGGAAGAAGAUGAAUAA
This is a messenger RNA of Adineta ricciae, 510 nucleotides long. The record is from the annotation of a GenBank genome assembly. Lineage: Eukaryota; Metazoa; Rotifera; Eurotatoria; Adinetida; Adinetidae.